Messenger RNA from Actinia tenebrosa (Australian red waratah sea anemone), 861 nucleotides. RefSeq names its product serine/threonine-protein kinase mos pseudogene. The record is from RefSeq and is a predicted model, not a curated record. NCBI's taxonomy places the organism in Eukaryota, Metazoa, Cnidaria, Anthozoa, Actiniaria, Actiniidae.
AUGGGUAUAAUAGAAGACUCAGAAAGCUUAACAGUACCUUUUACAUGGAGCUUGGACAUUAACGAAGUUAGUAUUUCUCAGUUGUUGGGAUCUGGAGGCUUUGGAUCUGUUUAUGAAGCAAAAUACAAAAACUUAACGGUCGCGUUGAAGCAGUUGCACACAAACACCAAAAACAAGAAAGCAGCAAUGCAGAGCUUUAGAGCAGAAACAAGACCUGAGGUUUUAUCAUUAAGUCAUCGGAAUAUCGUCAAGACUUUAGGAGUUUCGAGUGCCUCCAGUUUGGAUGACAAACCUUGUUUUAUUAUGGAAUUUGUAAGCACAAAAACCCUUCAACAUCUUUUACAUGAUCAAGACGAAGUAUUUGACGAGUGGAGGCGUAUUGAACUUGCAAAUCAAAUUUCUAAAGGAAUGGUUUUUAUUCACCAAAAUGGUAUAGUUCAUCUUGACUUGAAGCCUGUCAAUGUUCUCAUGACAAAUGAUGGUGUUUGUAAGAUUGCAGACUUCGGAUGCUGUCAGUACAUAGAAGACAGUCCUAACACUCCAACCAGAUCUUACCUUACCGGCACUUUUGCAUACCGGGCACCAGAACUCCUAAAAGGAGAAGACCCUACCUACAAAGCAGAUGUAUACUCUUUUGGAAUAUUGCUUUGGCAGUUGUGGUCCAGAGAAAUUCCGUACAAGCUUCAAAACCAUCAAGUUGUUAUUUUCCGGGUAGUGUCAUGUAAUUUACGGCCACCUCUCCCCACGGGAUUUGAGAUUGAUAAUAGAUACAUUGAUCUAAUGACUUCAUCAUGGUCUGGCAAUCCUGAAAAUCGUCCAACUAUGCAAGAUGUUUCAGAUAUACUCGAAAACUGGAGAUAA